Amphiprion ocellaris (clown anemonefish) is the source of this 2260-nucleotide messenger RNA. RefSeq lists its product as uncharacterized. Lineage: Eukaryota; Metazoa; Chordata; Actinopteri; Pomacentridae. The record is from RefSeq and is a predicted model, not a curated record. The coding region runs from base 454 to 1350 and encodes 298 amino acids. The transcript is spliced from 3 exons.
UUUUUACGAAGCUUAUAAUUACAUUUUGGGUGCUCAUUUGUGAUGCUGCAAAGCUGUUUGAUGUUUUUUUCUUCUUAGUCUGUUCCAUCUAAUUACUGUGUGCAUGCUGGGAUUACGUCGGGCACCGUGUGAACUGUUACAUAACCCAGAUAUAACAUAAAACCCAUGUGGAGAGGAGCUGCCUGCAGCGUACUAGCCACGCCCCCCCUUGCGACGUCACAGCUUCCGUUUGCUGCUUUCCUGGUUGCCACGACGACCGCGUUGCAGUUCGUCUCUAAAGGCAUUCACCGCUUCCUCCACUGCUGCUCUACAAAACUCUGUCAAGCAGAUAAAAAGUAGACUACCAAGACAGACCUUUGUGUGAGUGGUGAUUGCUGAUAAUGGGAAUAUCAAUUCAAAGCCGUUUAAAAUGUAACAGAGAUUCAACUUGCUUUCUUUUAAUCUAACUGCGUCAUGGUGUCUGUAAAAGAAGAAGACCUCACAGCUGUAAAUGGAGCACGCAGGGACUUUUCAACGCAGGAGGACACAGUUUGGGAGACUAACGCGGCAGUAGAAAGGAGAAUUGUUGAUUCCCUUCUAGAUAUUAGCGAGGAGAGUGUCCUGAAAGAACUGGAGCCACAUGAGUAUCACUGUUACUCUGGUUGGGAAGAAGCUGCUUGUGGUUGGGCCCGAGCUGCUCCGCUGAGCUGCAUACUGUUGAAUCAGAAGACACACAAGAAACCAAAGCAGAAAGAGGCUGACAAUCCGACCCCUUUGCUUGUUGACCCAACCCCUUCUAAUGCUGACAGCUCCUCUAGCAUCACGGAGAAGCGUGGUGAGCCUCUUGUAGGCCUGCAUAGCUCUAGGAAAUUAAACCCACGGACAGGAUUUUGGAGUCCAGCGAUGGUGACAGCUCAGCAGCCAGAUGAUGCAAAAUGGUCUGCUCUCAACGUCAUGCAGAGAAACAUAGCACAUCUCUCCCUUGAGGAAAAUAUCGUGGAAGAAGGGACGCUACGAGAGCCUCCACUGCAGCCUCGCCAUCUGCCUUCAAAAUAUUCUAUGUCAAUGAACAGGACCACGAAGCCUCAGAAACACAGCCAUAGGCCCAAUAAUAUAGUAGUUCCCAUCAAAAACUUCACAUUUUUACCACCUAUCAAUUCACCUCAUCUGAACAACAAACCCAGUGGCUAUCCCUGCAGAAGCAAGAGGGCUCCGGAAGGGGAAACCUUAGAGGAAAACUGUUUUGUGUUGGAUAAGAAGAGUGGUGGAACAAGAAGAGUGCACAUAGACCCUCCCAUUUACUCUGCAGCUCUGACCUCCAAGUACCAGACAUGUCAGCAUAAGACAACCCUCAGUUCCUCUCUGCUGUGAGUGUUUCUGUCCCCAACAGGUAUCAAGUACCUAUGUCUCCUAAACCUGACACAGUGCACCGUACCAGCUACUCAAUGGGCAAGAGCCUGUCACAGGCAAUCACACAACCUCAUAUGCACCCCGGCUGCCUGUUCUCUUGAGGAACAGAAGUGUGUGUGCUGUCAAGCUGUAUGAAGCCUGUGAAAUAAAUGGCUAACAUGGCCGACGAUGACAUUAAAAUGUGCAAUAAUUUUAAAUUCUCAAGUUCAGCCAUGAGAAAAUGACCUGUUUUAUCAUAUUUUAUAUAAUAUGUACUUCCGGCUCACCCUGUUGUAACAAUGUCUCCAUCAAAAUAGUCACUUGUAGGAAAAAAAUGUAUACAGUUAUGAAGCAUGUUGCAGUGGUAGGUCAGUGAACAAAACAAUGAAACGUUAACCUCGAUAUUGAUCAUUAUUUUAUUUCGACCUCUUCUCUCAGGCACUUUUGCAGCUGUUACCUAGCAACAAUGCUGCUACCCCAUAAGAAGUAUGGCUGUGUCUGCCCUGCACUUUCUGCUUUUUAAAAGUCCACUAAAAUUCUAGCUCUCUGAACUCUUCUAUACAUGAUAUAAACACUGGCCAAACUGCUGCAGCUGCUCAGUAUAUUCUCACUUCCAUAUCAGUCAAUAAGUGAUUCCUGGUGAAUGUGGGUGAGGUCUGGGUUAUGCACCGCAUAAGUAUUAACAAAACAGUAUUACGCAGAGAAUAUACUGAGUCUAAAUAUACUGUGUGUGUUGUUGAAAGACAAGCAAGCUGCUGCAAUAGUUUCAUUUGGGGCGAUCUUUUCUUUAUUAUACUACUUUUGGUGUUUAUUCUGUAAGAGCUACUGUGUUCACAUACCAAACAUCUGUCUUUCCUGAAUGUGUAUGUUAAAUAAAAUGACUUGAAACUGG